AUGUCGAGUCGACUACAUUGCCCGCUUUUGCGCGGUGCGAAUCCCCUAGAUCUCCUUGCAAGCCUCCUCCGCGUAGCGCUGCCUCUACUAGCUUUCUCUACCGUCCCCGUGGCGUUGGCUGUCCAAAUUCCGUUCGAUAACUGCCUGAGCGACAACUAUAUAUGGACUAAAGUCCCAGACGACAAAGUCCAGCUUCAGUUCGUACCGUUGGCCGCAGAGGCUGUCUUCGAGCCUGAAGGCGAGAAUCACAACUUGCUAGUUACCGUAUGGGGAAAUGUGACUGGAAGAGUGGGAGAUGCUGUUCUGCCACCGCGAGGAGACCCUGAAUGGGACGAUCCGAAUGCCGCUCUCGGCGGCAAGAUACAGCAUACCAUUGAGCAUGGCUUAAUAAAUUAUAACGCCACUACGCUUCACUCCACCGUUGACGUCCUAACCUACCGUCCGUAUACGCACGAUUCAUAUUUCUGCCAAAGUCUCCUAAAUGGUUCGCAAUGUCCUCUUGGUCCAGUCUUCAAUAGCACCCCAGUAAAUCUUACUACAGACCUUGACAUGCUACAUGCAUUCAACCUAUCCAAAGACUUCGACUCGUCAUACGCGUUCGCUUCCUUUGCGCCCACUAUCAUAAUUCGAUAUGGCGACCAGUAUGCUACUACAGUUGCCUGUGUGUCCGCAACGGUGACGCCAACUUUAGGAAACAUUGCUUCGUUUUUGAAGUUUUUACCUUUAAUAGUUCUAAUAAUCGUUGGUGUUGCCAAGGUAUUUGCAGCAAUAUUCAGCCCUUGGGGUACAAGUGAUGUUUUCCACUGGACAUCGAACUAUGGCAGAGAUCCGGAUCUUCUUCGACUAGUUACUCCUGGCUUCGGCGAUUGUCUCAAUUACAUUCAGUUUAUCGUUCUGACAGGAAGUCUCUCCCUAGACUAUCCCGGCUUCUACCAACCAGCGGUUAGCCAGGCGUCAUGGUCUAUUUUAAUGUUCAAUGAGAGUUUUGUGUCCAAAGCGGCACCGUGGUCGAGUGUUGUUGAUGGCAUCUACGUUACCUCAGGUGCGUAUGGCCUGGAACGCACCGCACAACUUGAUGGCCUAGGAGAAAUUGAAGAUAUAUGGGCUGGCUCUAUAGUAUGGCUACUGGUCAUCAUUGCAGCAGUCCUAUUUCUGACCCAAGUUGGCUUCCUGGGUCGAUGGCUUUGGCGUCUUAUGAAUCAUGAUUCUCAGGAAGACCUCCGGUCAAAAAAUAUUCCGUUUUCACUUGGCAACGUCAUUCGAAUAGUUUUUAGUUACUUCCUCCUCCCUAUUGUUUCUCUCUCGGCAUUUCAGCUUGUUGUCGCAACGCGUACCCCAGGGUACCUCGUGGCUCUGGCUGUGGUAACCUUGGCACUGAUUUUUGGCUUUGCUGGUUGGGUAACGCGUCUAAUUGCCACUACAAAACCACGAGCACAUCUAUUUGACGAUCUACCCACCGUCCUUCUUUACGGUCCUCUGUAUAAUACUUACUCGGACGAGGCGUCAGGUUUUGCUCUGAUUCCGAUCAUUCUCACUAUAUUACGCGGCAUCGCCAUCGGCGCUGUUCAGCCCUCUGGAACGGCUCAAAUUGUCAUCCUCGCCGUAUGCGAGGUUGUCCAAAUUCUGACAUUGCAAGCCUUCCGCCCUUUUCAUAAAUCAACUUCAAUGAACGCCUACCAUAUAGGUUUUUCGGCGCUUCGCUUUGUUUCCAUUAUCCUAAUGGUUUCUUUCACUUCCUCGCUGGGACUCACUGAAGGGCCAAAGGGAUGGAUUGGCUACGCAAUUCUCGUAAUUCAUGGUGCCGUACUUCUUUUUGGCUUCUUUUUGAAUGCCCUACAGACGAUUGUUGAAGUUAUUGCUCGCCUUUGCGGUGCUGGAGGCGAUGACAUCCGUGGGCAGACUAGAGGUGGACUGUCCAAGAUUUUUGGUGCUCGUCAAUUAUCGAGGCGCGUGGAUCGAACAGCUGGCCCGUCAAGGUUAAGUCAACUUAGUAGCACUGCUAUGCUAGACGCCGCCGAAAAUGCGUCGAAGAGAGGAUAUGGUCGGGUGAGAAGUGAGUCUGCAGGUAGCAUGGGUAUCAUGAUGAGCCCAAGGAGAAAUUCUAGCGCAAUGGACACAUAUAGCGUGGACGCUUAUUCCAACCUCAUGGGAAGCAGCACUUUCGCGGCAACAACACCUAGAGAAGCUAGUACUUUCUCUUUCCUGCCGUCGCCUGGCCAAGCGACUCGCCCACAGCCCAGUGCAGAUCCGUAUUACCGUCCACCGCGUGCUCGUCGUGGAAACAUGGACGAAGCAGGCUCAUCAUCACUGCACCAGGCCCGAGGUUCGCUUGGCAGUAUUGAUCUUGCAAAUCAACGCUUGAGUCAAAUCGGUGGGGAAACCGAGGGUGACAUACCUACUGCUACUCCUGGAUUCGCACCUUUUGCGCCAAUUUUUGCGCCCCGCACAGAUUACUCGACUAGAGAAGUUGAUUUCUAUUAUGGCGUUCGAGGUCCAGCUCUUAACUCAGACGGCCCAGGACGCAAGCUAGGUACUGGUCCAGCGGACCCCACGAGCCCAGUUGCGACCGCGACGGGCUGGCUUAUGCGAUUAUUUGGAGGCAAAACGAAGGAAAAGGGGAAAGGAUUCGAAGUUGUCCGAAGCUCGAGAAUGCCAUCUGCAAUGAAGGCGAGAGGCGGUGAUUUUAGUGACGAUCCGCCACCCGAAGGGAUACCCGUUGCACUUGGUGUAUUGCGGAAGGGGCCCAUCGAUAGCGAUGAUGAGGAAGAGAUGCCCAGACCGAAGAAAACUAAUCAUGCCCGGGCCGAUAGUGCUGGUGGCAAGCUGUUGAAUGACGUUAGUGAGCCCGAAUCGGACGAAGAAUUGGAGACAGGGAUAUCGAAGUUACCAAAAGAUCCUCCUUUACUACCAGACUUGGAUGCUGGGGAAGAUUUUAAGGUUCCGAGUCGCAUACAAUCCAAAGCUAGCAGGCAUCCAUCUCAAAGGGUCACCAGAUCCUUACCGGGCAAAGACCCGGAUAAUCUAGAGGUUCCUGAAGUGCCAAGGAAGAGUUCGAAACGAAACUCUACAACUGAACAAAUACUGAAAAAUUUGGGAAGCGAGCAGUCGGCUAGCACCAAAGAACCAGAGUCGCAUCUAACGGCAAGGUUGCCAUUUGAUCGGAGCAAUUCACAAGAGCGUCUUUCGACCGAAGACCUCAGCCAUUCUACAUCAGUCGAGUCCAGUCUUGGAGGCGUAGAUGAACGUCCCGCUAACUUUGGCCACGUUCACCAACGUAAUAUUAGCAAAACCGAGCCGGGUCAGGGUGUUGAUCACUUGGCAAGUACAGCCGAACUUGUCAAUGAUCCUACGAAGCCAAGCCCCAGCCCCUCGAGAUCCAGACGGUCUUGA
Xylaria bambusicola is the source of this 3390-nucleotide messenger RNA. RefSeq lists its product as uncharacterized. Gene Ontology annotation, biological process: transmembrane transport. The record is from RefSeq and is a predicted model, not a curated record. The transcript has 2 exons. Lineage: Eukaryota; Fungi; Ascomycota; Sordariomycetes; Xylariales; Xylariaceae. Bases 1 to 3390 code for a protein of 1129 amino acids.